AUGACAGCUAUGAUGGAGCCUACAGGAUAUGAAGAUGCAACAACAGAUCAAAAAUGGGUAGCUGCAAUGAAGGAGGAGCUUAACAUGAUCGAAAAAAACCAAACGUGGGAAUUGGUGGAUAGAUCGAAAGAUAAGAAAGCUAUAGGAGUUAAAUGGGUUUAUAGGAGCAAGCUCAAUUCUGAUGGUUCUGUAAACAAGUAUAAGGCAAGGCUUGUAGUCAAAGGGUAUGCUCAAAUGUUUGGGGUAGAUUUUUCUAAAAUUUUCGCUCCAGUUGCUAGGAUGGAUACCAUAAGGAUGUUGCUAGCUGUUGCCACACAAAAGGAUUGGGUUGUACACCAACUUGAUGUUAAAUCAUCUUUCUUAAAUGGGCAUUUGGAGGAAGAAAUAUUUGUGGAGCAACCACAAGGAAGUAGAAAGGAGCUGAUUGACAAGUUUAAAGAAGAAAUGAAAGAUGUCUUUGAGAUGACAGAUCUUGGCAAUAUGACAUUCUUUCUUGGUAUGCAGGUACAACAAAAGCAAAAUGAAAUUUUUGUGUGCCAGCAGAAAUAUGCAAAAGAAGUCCUCAAAAAAUUUAAUAUGGAGGAGUGCAAGUCAACUGCAACUCCAAUGAAUCAAAAGGAGAAGUUUUGUCAAGAAGAUGGAGUUGAAAAAGUUAAUGAAAGGAUGUAUAGGAGCUUAAUAGGCUACUUAAUGUACUUGACUGCAACUAGGCGGAUAUCAUUUUUCAUGGUUAUUCAGAUAGUGAUUGGGCUGGAUGCAUUGACGAUAUGCGAAGCACCUCAGAAACAAGAAGUCAUAGCACAAUCCACAGCAGAAGCAGAAUAUGUGGCAGCUGUUGCUGCUGUGAAUCAAACACUUUGGAUUAGAAAACUUCUUACAGAUUUGCAUAUGAAGCAAGAAGAAAGCACACAGAUAUUUGUGGAUAACCAAGCUGCAAUUUCGAUAGCUAAUAAUCCGAUGUUUGAGUCCAAAUUAGUUGAGGAAAUCGUCAAUAAUGUUUUGAAGAAACUUAGUUAUAUGCCUAAAAAUGAUGAUUGUUAUGAUCACAACUUCAUUGGAAUUGAAUCGCGUGUGGAAAAAAUGGAACAGUUGUCAAAAGAUAAGCAAGUUGUGGGGAUUUGGGGGAUGGGAGGCAUUGAUGAUUUUAACCAUUUAAAAAAUUUAGCAGGAGAGCGCGAUUUGUAUUGUGAGGGAAGUAGAAUCAUUGUAACUAGUAGAGAUCGGCAACAAAAUCUUUCCAAGGAAGGAUAUAUGGAGCUAUCAAAGAAGGCAACAAGCUAUGCUGGAGGCAAUCCAUUAGCUCUUAAAGUUUUGGGAUCUCAUUUAUUUGAUAUGACGAUAGAAGAAUGGAAAAGUGAAUUGGAAAAAUUGAAAGGGGAAAAUAAAUACCGUGUUGAGAGAACAUUAGAAGCAUUUGGUUUCUAUCCAAAAAGUGGAAUACCUCGUCUAAUUAAGAAGUCUCUCAUAUCUAUUUCAUCAGUCAAUCAGAUUCAUAUGCACGACUUGCUAGAGCAAAUGGGCAAGGAUAUUGUUAAUGAGGAAUGCAAACAGCCUGGAGGACGCAAUAGGUUGUGGAAUUAUAAAGAUAUUAGUCACUUAUUGACAAUAGAAACGGGAACCGAAAAUGUUGAGGGCAUAUUGCUUUAUACGCCUCAGAGUUGCAAUUUGAAGCUAAGUGCCACGGCCUUUAUGAAGAUGUGCAAUCUUAGAUUUGUCAAAGUCACAAAUUCAGGAGGACUAGGCCAAGUGCUUCUUCCUAACAACUUCGAAUUUUGUGCACAAACGCUAAGAUAUCUUUGCUGGGAUCAUUAUCCUCUAGAAUCUUUGCCACUAAACUUUUGGCCAAAUAAUCUUGUAGAACUUCAUAUGCGGGGUAGCAGGCUCAUCCAACUGUGGAAUGGAGGAGAUAAGCCUCUUGGAAAUUUGAAAUUAAUGGACCUUAGCUGCUCUGAUGACCUGAUCAGGAUUCCUGGCUUGUCUAGCAUUGCCCCAAAUCUUGAGUUUUUAUAUUUGGAAGGAUGUGAGAGUUUGGUUGAAAUUCCCUCUCUUCAAAAUCUGGGCAAGCUUACUGAACUUGAUCUAUGUGAAUGCCAUAAAGUCAAAGAUUGUCCAGAGAUUCCGUGUAAUAUAAAGUUUUUAAAUUUAGAUUACACUGGAAUAGAGCAACUGCCCUCAUCAAUUAGGCAUCUGUCUCAACUUGCCAUAUUGUCCUUGCAAUGGUGUAAAGCACUCGAGAGUCUUCCAAGCGGCAUUGCAAGUCUUCCAGAAAGCAUCAAACAACUUUCGAAGUUGAAAGAGCUUGGUUUAAGUGGUUGUGAGAGUCUUAUAAGUUUACCAGAGCUUCCAUCAUGCUUAGAACUCUUAUUUGCAAGUGAUUGCCACUCUUUGGAAUCUGCAUCAAUUUCUUUCCAUUCCUUGGAAUAUGAAGAUGAAAAUGAAGAGGCAGACAAAAUUGAAGAUGAAAGUAAAGAUGAAUAUGAAGAAGCAGAUGAAAAUGAAGGAGGUAAAAGUGAAGAUGAAUAUUUUUUUGAAGAUUGCAAAUUUCUUAAUUUUAGUGAAGGCGUCAAUUUGAAUAAGAAAGUAAUGGAGGAUGUUUUUGAAGCGCAUCUGACACGUUUUGAUGAAGAGUGUAUUGUUAAGGCCUCAUUUUACUUCACCAUUGACGAUGACAUUGAUGAUAUUGCUGAGUGUGGGCUCUAUCAUCUCCUUGUUUGGUUCUUAACAACCUUCCGCUCCGCAUUUGAGAAAGAGAUGGAAGACUAUACAGGAGAAUAA
Messenger RNA from Hevea brasiliensis (rubber tree), 2775 nucleotides. RefSeq names its product disease resistance protein RPV1-like. NCBI's taxonomy places the organism in Eukaryota, Viridiplantae, Streptophyta, Magnoliopsida, Malpighiales, Euphorbiaceae. The transcript is spliced from 13 exons. The record is from RefSeq and is a predicted model, not a curated record. Bases 1 to 2775 code for a protein of 924 amino acids.